AUGGCGCCCGGCGGGCUGAAAGCAGAGGCCGGGGCCGCGCGGGCGGAGCUUCGGGGCCCGCCCCGUUCCCUGGGCAACGGCGACGCCGAGCCCAGCAGCAUGGCGGCGGCGGGGCAGGAAGAAGACCAAGAUCAGGAUGCUGUAGGUGGACAGAAGACUAUUAAUCAUACAUUUCUUUCUUUUUCGCAAAUUACUGCUUUGUCAGAACAAAAUGUAGAAGGACUUCAAAAAAAGCUGGCAGAGUUUCUGAAUUUUAAACAAUUAAAGACAUCUUUGAAGGAAGCUAUUCUGCUAGACUAUUAUACUGCAGGAUUUUGUUGGGCAAAAGAAAUGAAUUUCAGUCUCAUGCAGAUGUCACAAUACAUGGAUCUCUUAAACUUCCUGUUAGAGAACCUCAGUGACAAACAUAUGGCCUUAGAAGAUAACAUAAAGGAACUUGGAAGAGCAAUGGCUGGAAUAGGAGAAACUGAUUCAGAUAGAAGUGGUAACUUGGAUAUCUUCAGCAUUGACCAAGCCAAAGCAAUCAUUGAUUACAUGAAUAUCAGCUUAUUUCGACUCUAUAAAUUGUAUGAAUAUAUCUUCCACAGUCCUAGAGAGGAACAUGUGAUAAGUAAUGAGGUCACAUGCUGAUGGUCUUCUACAGU
Lagopus leucura (white-tailed ptarmigan) is the source of this 644-nucleotide messenger RNA. It is a transcript of the gene CABCOCO1, whose product is annotated as ciliary associated calcium binding coiled-coil 1. The transcript has 6 exons. The record is from RefSeq and is a predicted model, not a curated record. The coding region runs from base 1 to 630 and encodes 209 amino acids. Lineage: Eukaryota; Metazoa; Chordata; Aves; Galliformes; Phasianidae.